Molecule: messenger RNA, 1959 nt
Organism: Rubroshorea leprosula
Lineage: Eukaryota; Viridiplantae; Streptophyta; Magnoliopsida; Malvales; Dipterocarpaceae
Source: the annotation of a GenBank genome assembly
CCAUUUUUCUUCACCUUCUAGAUCCCUCCUUCUCCUCCUCCGAAAAUGGCUACUCUCUCCGCUUACCCCACCCCUAAUUCUAAUUUCCUUGACCAAACCUCUCAAUCUCCGCCUCAAAACCUCGAUUCCCUCUCUCCGAUGCUUCACCAAUCUCAGGAUUCCGAACACAUUCAUAACCCUAACCCUAAUUACCACACCCCUGUGUCAUCUCCUCCCGAGCCUGCUUCUCCCGCUACUACCACUCCGCCAUCGCUUCUUCAUUUGUCGUUUAAUCAGGACCAUGGAUGCUUUGCUGCUGGUACCGAUCAUGGCUUUCGGAUUUACAAUUGCGACCCAUUUCGCGAGAUAUUUCGCCGUGAUUUCGAUCGUGGAGGUGGUAUCGGGGUUGUUGAGAUGCUCUUUCGAUGCAAUAUCUUGGCUUUGGUCGGUGGAGGGCCGGAACCGCAGUACCCGUCUAAUAAGGUCAUGAUCUGGGAUGAUCAUCAGAGCCGGUGCAUAGGUGAGCUGGCGUUCAGGUCGGAAGUGAGAUCCGUGCGGCUGCGGAGGGACAGGAUUGUUGUUGUUCUGGAACAGAAGAUAUUUGUGUAUAAUUUUGCGGAUUUGAAGCUGCUGCAUCAGAUCGAGACAAUUGCAAAUCCCAAGGGGCUCUGUGCGGUGUCUCAAGGGGCGGGGUCGCUGGUGCUGGUGUGUCCCGGGCUGCAGAAGGGGCAGGUCAGGGUGGAACACUAUGACUCAAAGAGGACCAAGUUCAUUAUGGCGCAUGAUUCUAGGAUUGCUUGCUUCGCGCUCACUCAGGAUGGUCAAUUGCUAGCCACUGCUAGCACCAAGGGAACACUGGUUCGAAUUUUCAACACGGUAGAUGGGAGCUUGCUGCAGGAGGUGAGACGAGGAGCAGAUAGAGCUGAAAUUUAUAGUUUGGCAUUCUCUUCAAAUGCCCAGUGGCUUGCAGUUUCAAGUGACAAGGGCACCGUGCAUGUUUUCAGCCUAAAGGUUAAUUCUGGAUCUCCAAGCAAUGACAGACCACGAGUUGGAUCAGACUCUGUUAGUUCCCCCAGCUCGUCUCUCUCUUUCAUCAAAGGGGUGUUACCCAAGUAUUUCAGCUCAGAAUGGUCAGUGGCUCAGUUCCGUUUAGUUGAAGGUUCUCAAUACCUUGUUGCUUUUGGUCACCAGAAGAACACUGUGGUUAUUCUUGGCAUGGAUGGCAGCUUCUACCGUUGUCAGUUUGAUCCAGUGAAUGGUGGGGAAAUGACUCAGCUGGAGUAUCACAACUGUUUGAAGCCAGAACAACCUUUCUAAGGGGAUUGCCUGUAUUGUAUCUUAAACUCUUUUCUAUGUUAAUUCACGUAUUAUAUAAUUUGUAAAUAUGUACCACGUUAGAUUUGUAAAGUCUGUUACUUAAAAAAAAAAAAAAAAAAAGAAGCCGCGAAAUCUGGAUUUGAGUUGAGAACAAUUGAUGAGAAGCUCAUAUUAAUGCAAGUUGAUUAAUACGAGUCUUUCUUUCUUUUUUUCAUAUGGGCCCUUGAUUAAUAUGGGGCUUUUGAGAUUGUUGAGGUAUCCAGAUUGUUAUGUUCUUAGGUCCUAGGACAGGGCUGCGUCGGAAAUCAUUUGAAUUGGAUCAAUAAACGUUGCCGAUAUGGCAGACGUUCGGAGACCCUUCAAAUAAAGUCCAUAUGUAGAUAUCAUACGCCAAAAUUUGAUGGAUAUGAUGGGGUUAAUGUGGUUCGCGGAGUCGAGUUGAUGCCUGGAGAAGGAUUAUGAAAAAAUUCUACAUGAACCAGCACCCCUACGUGGCUUAAGGCAGGACUGGAGUGAAUCCGCCCUCCUUGUCUAAGAGAAAUGUGUCAGAGUGCAGCUACCACUCUGGUUUCCAUUAGCCCAAUUGUAAAUUUUUUUGAAUUCAAAUUUUUUAAAGAAAAGAAGAAAAAAAAAAAAGAAGACCAAUAAGGAGAGUAGCGUUUC